Lodderomyces beijingensis is the source of this 3006-nucleotide messenger RNA. The record is from the annotation of a GenBank genome assembly. Lineage: Eukaryota; Fungi; Ascomycota; Pichiomycetes; Serinales; Debaryomycetaceae.
AUGGCGUUCCCCUUGGAGCAGUCACAGCUACUACAGCACUUGCGGACUUCGUAUCUAUGUCUAGGAGAGGAUUCCGAAUACAUCAGCAAGAUCAUCACUGAGUGUGAUGGCCGGCAGUGGCGACAGCGACAAGAUGGAGGUGGUUGCCACCACGUCACUAGAGCUGUCUCGAAAUCACCUCCUAUUGCCUUUGAAAGCAACGAUCUUGUCAGUAACCGCCACCACCACCACCAGCAGCAGCAGGCUCACCACCGUUUCAGAGGAGGGCUCAAUGCGAAACCUGCCAACAAACGCAGAUUUCAACCGAAACUCAAGGACUUGGACUUGAAAGAAGAAAGUGUUCCGCGAAUACCACGCAGCCAAUUGGUGGAUCAAACCUAUCGCGACGACUCGCGUGACUCGUCGCUUGAUCCAACCGAGGAUGCUUCCUCCCACAAAAACUCUACUCAAAAUGACUUUAUUGCCGACUCGGUCGUUCUGGGGAUGGAGUGGACCAAACCGCCAACGACAGAAAGUUCAUCGGAAAGCAAAAACGAGCAAGUGCAACACAGCAAAAAGGGCAUGAAUCUAGCAGCUCGAUAUACAAAGGUGCCGUUUAUGGGAUCAGCGAAAACUAAACAGCCAAGGACUCGACCCAAGUCCAUGAUUCCUCUAGUGAAACUUUUCCGCAAUGGCAAGAAUUCCGAUACGGAUACAGACAGCAGCGAAGAAGAACAAGCACAAGCACAUCGUCGAACGAGCUGGCGACCGCACGAAAGCACCGUGAAUCUGCAUGUCAAUGAUGUCAAUGGGGGUGAUGGCGAUGGCGAUGGCGAUGGCGAUGGCGAUGGCGAUGGCGUGGGCGGUAUUUUCAGAGGCGAGAGCAAGCUGACAAAUGUUGAAGCUGACGCCAUCACCAUUGAUAGCGAUUUCGGCGUGCCGGUUGAUUCCUCGGGCCACAUUGUCAAAAACUACAAACUCAAGGGAAAUAUACCUGGCUCUUCGCCCGAUGAUGGAGAGGAGGAGGAAGGAGAAGAAGGGGAGGGAGAAGAGGAUGAGGUUGGGGAUGAGCAGGAAGAAAAAGAGAGAAUGAUAGUACUAAAUGAACAAGAUACGGACACGGAAUACGAAGAUGAAGAUGAAGAUGAAGGUGGAUUCUCAAACGAUUCCGAAUUCACCGAUCUUGACAAUGACUCGGUUUUGGAUUCGAUGCUGAUCUCGGAAACCUACAACUCGAGCAUCGCUAAAAUAAGCAACAACGGCAGUAACAACUUGCUUGAGUACAGCACCAAAAAUGGCAACCGCAAGAAAGGGUCUGAUGGUAUUGUCGACCAUACUGUACCCAAGAAUUUGGGUAACAUUUUGGAUAAUCAAGCCCUUUCCCUCGGAUACAAUUCGAAUUUGUAUAAUGCAAAACCUUCACCGGCAAUGAGUCCAGAGGCCCCGUCCUUGGAUUUUACGAAAAUCGCACCAAAAGGUGGGCCAAUGGUGCGUUCUUCGAACCUCAGUGCCAAAAUCAGCUCGAAGCACCAGUCCUCCAAUCCCCUAAACUAUUUUUCCUUUGUCGCUGAAGCCGAAACUUGCAACUUGGCCAAAAUAAACGUCUUUCUUCCACCAAAGACGAGCCCCGUUUUGUCUGAGUUGGAAAUCAACCGAAACGCCGUGAUACUCGAUUGCAUAGGCUACAUUUUGUUGAGCUUGUUCAAGGCUGCAAAGACAAAGGACCUCAAAGAUCUAGCCUAUUUGAACCCAAAUUAUUGGAGAUUGGAGCUUGUGGAUGAGGAUGGAGAAAAUUACGGCAGCUUUGGUAUAUUAGAAAGGAGCAGAGCUUUUGCUUCCUACAAUUGUCCUCGCGAGGUGGCCAUUUGCAGAAUUGAAAACCCAAAGGAAAUUGACGACAACAACAAAAUCACCCCUUUACCGAUGGAAUAUCGAGAAGCAUUGAAUGUCUUGCGUCGCAAGAGGAAUAGCAUUGAGCAAAUUGGCAAUGUCGAAGGUGAGCCUCAGAUGGAGUUUCUUAUUUCAAUCUUUGAGUACGACCACAGCAACAUUCCGGAAAAAGUGAGCUUUCUGGUACCAGCUGUUUACACCAUGGGUCAAGCGUUGAAGGAAUUUUGCAUGCUGCGAGGAUUGAUAACAACGAAAUACAGGUUCAAGGUUGUGGACGAGCUUGCUCAAAAAGUACGUUAUGUCAAGGACGUGGAAAUUUGCGGCGAGCUUCCCCUGAAAACCCUCGAGUUGGUUCCAUCUGAUGCCAAGUUUAAUUUGGUAUUCGGUUCAGAAAGAAACUUGCCAAUUUUAUCGACAAACACCAACAUCACUCCCGCCGAACUCACGCUUCCAAACAUCACGCCCAACAACGAUCAAUUGGCCAAGAAAUUGAAGGAUGUAAACUUGAAAGACAUUCCUGAGACUACUAAAACCACAACCCCAAGUGGGCUGGCUACUCGCAGGCAGUCGCAAACUCUGUCAACCGCUGGCGCGAAUACAACAGUCUCGGACAAGUAUUUGGAAAACAUACUCACUGGAGUCAAUCCCCUGUUGCCCACGAAUAUAAACUCAAUCUAUUUCAAAUGGAAGGUGAUUAAAAGCAACAGCAAAAUGAAGAAAAUGAAGAUCAAAACAUUCAACGAGAAAAGCUUCAUAAUUGACGGAGACUAUAUCCAUCUAGCUCCCCCAGACAAUUUGCUGAUGAAACAUGGGAGUGACUCUGUAGCGAAUGACUCCCAUUAUUACAAUUAUCACAAUCUAAAUCACCAAUUUGCCAAGGGGGCCGGUAAACACCAGUCGAAAACGUACUCUUUCCAUAUAACACAGGUUGUUAAGACUAAGCAGUACUCGAAAUCGCCCAGCCAUUUCCGAAUCUUGGUUCAAAAGCCUCAAUCAGAGGUCUUGGACGCAUCAAGUUCCAAAGAUGCAUUGAAGAAAUAUUACUUGGUUGCAGAAUCGGAAAAAGAAUGCUCAGAGAUUUUGAGCAAGUUGAAGUGGGUUUUACAAGUUUAUAGACUCUCUAGUGCAAAUUUAUAA